Messenger RNA from Austrofundulus limnaeus, 2197 nucleotides. RefSeq names its product arf-GAP with SH3 domain, ANK repeat and PH domain-containing protein 1. Gene Ontology annotation, molecular function: GTPase activator activity; protein binding. NCBI's taxonomy places the organism in Eukaryota, Metazoa, Chordata, Actinopteri, Cyprinodontiformes, Rivulidae. Gene Ontology annotation, biological process: positive regulation of GTPase activity. Gene Ontology annotation, cellular component: cytoplasm. The record is from RefSeq and is a predicted model, not a curated record.
GAAGCGACUCCACCCCUCCUCCGGUCACUAAGAUGUCUCCGGUUUCCAACAAGUUCGAAGGCAUUCCUCAGCAGCAAAGCACUACUUCAAGCAACACAAAGUCUACACUUGGUCCAAGAGUUCUUCCCAAACUACCUCAGAAAGUGGCGCUGCGCAAGAUUGACACCAUUCACCAUCCGUCUGUGGAUAAACCCAGCCUUCCUCCGGAGGUCUUCCAGAAGUCCCCCCCAGCAACUGAAACCACUCACAAGACCCCUCCGGCAGAGAGGCCUCAGCUGGGCGAUCUGCCCCCCAAYCCACAGGUGUCCGAACUCCCCCCGAAACCCGGAGAGCUCCCUCCGAAGCCGCUGCUSUCCGACCUCCCUCCUAAACCCCAGCUGGGAGACCUUCCACCAAAACCGCAGCUCAAAGAUCUCCCUCCAAAACCUCAUCUUGCCGACAUCCCCCCCAAACCAGGAACAGCGGAGUCUUCCCCCAGGCCACCCCCAGGAGAUUCAGCUCAGAGGCCACAAACGCAACCUCCGCCCCCGCCUCAGACUCACACGCAGCCUCCGCCUCAAGACUCGCCGUCUCCCAAUCAACCGGCAAUUAUAGGAACUCCAACUACACAGCAACCGGCCGAGGACACCAACGGGACCCCGCCGGGGACCGCUGAGACUCCAGUGCCKCUACCAAGAAAGAUUAACACAGGGAAGAAUAAAGUCCGUCGGGUGAAAACGAUCUACGACUGCCAGGCCGACAACGARGACGAGCUGACGUUUGUCGAAGGAGAGGUGAUUAUUGUUACAGGAGAGGAGGACCAGGAGUGGUGGAUUGGACACAUUGAAGGAGAUCCGGACAGGAAAGGGGUGUUCCCCAUGUCUUUUGUGCACAUCUUAAGUGACUGACAGCCAGACAGACUUGCACUACACCUCUCUCUAAACCGAGAGUUCAUGUAAAUACCUAUCAAAUGGUAACACCCCUGGUCACACGACAGGUGAAAAAAAAUAUGAAGAAAAAAAAUCAACGAUGAAGAAAAACCCAAGAAGGCUUAUCUAGACCUGGAUGCCACAUCCACGCUGUACAAAGAAUGUGUGUAUUCUUCCUCUACCAGUAUUAUCUUAACCCUAUAGCAUGGCUGAGACAAAGCCACUCUCAAAAACCCUAGCACUUACCUGAAAGUCUAUGUUUAUGCUGUUCCUGUGUAUAUAUGUAUGUAAAUAUAUAUAUUUGUGUGUGAGUGUAWAUACAUGUUUUAUUGUACAAAACAUGUACUGUUGCUCUCUGCCUGUCAGAUUAAGCAUCAGGUUAGUAGAGUCUGAAUUUUAUCUGUAUUAAUUUACUGGCCCUUGAGUAAUUAUCAGCUUAUAUUUCUGGAACAAGAAGAAAAAAGACAAAUAUGAAAUGGAAUGUGAAAUAGGUCAUUAUGUCAUUAUUUGUCUUGCAUCCCUGUUUACCACCAUAGUUGACUGAAAGAGGCAGGAGUCUCCCCACUGAUCUUCCCGAGAUGAAGAGUUUUCAUUAAAUGUACUCCUCGUUCUUGCUUGCUUUUUUUUGUGUGUGUWACACGUAUUCUGGUUGUUUUACCGUACAGAAACCUGCUGCUACUGUGUGGUGGAAUAUCAAAGCCUGUGGUUCACUGUAGGUCACUAAUUUACUCCUUGUUACACUGUUCACUGUACGUGUGCUCUGUGUGUGUGAACGCGACGCCAUCUCAGUCCUUUUGACCUUUUUUUUAUUAUUAUUAUUGUUCUGUGCAUGGUGUAACAACUGGAAAUGAGUGGAGUGCUGCGUUCAAACGCCUCAGGGUUUGAAGAGCCACUAUUGAAAUUUAGCAGGACUACACAAAACGUAUCCUGUUGUUUAAGCCACUAGUAUGGGAAUCUGAAGGACAUCUUAGCAAUAACUUGAUUUUCACACAGGCUAGGAGUUUCACGACCUGUGUUCACGGUUCAGUGUCUUGUAAAACCUCAUGAGCUUGAAUUUUUUUGUUUUGUUUUUCUAAUUUUGGGUUUAGUUUGAAUCAUGUAUUAUCAUUCCAUGUUACUGGACUCAGUACAUUUCCAGGCUGCCUGUAAAACCAGAAAUGUCUCUUAAAUGAAGAUUUGAGACGAUGCAUUUUCACCCAGUCCUCACAGACUUGCAGUUCUUCCCAUAUUAAAAAGGAACAAACCCAUCAACCCAUUGUAUCAAUUAAAAGUGCUGUACUUAAAACUGA